AUGUGGACCUUCGACGAGGUAAACCCGCUGGCUGCGAGCGACGAUGGGCCGCACUUGGCGGCGCUGUCAUGCUGCGCGGGCGGCGGGGGCGGGGAAGGCGGAGGCGGAGACGGCGGAGGCGGAGACGGAGACGGGGACGGCGGCGGAGGCGAAGGCGGAGGCGGGCUGGCGAAGUGGAGGUUUCCGCGGGUGAUGGAGCCCUGGCUGAGGAACGGGAAGAAGAACGAGAGCGCCGCCGACGGAGGCGGAGGCGGAGGCGGAGCGUUUUUGGCGGCGAGCGCGGUGUGGGAGUGGACGAGAAGCAGCGCGAGCACCAUCGGAAGCGCGGCCCUUGUUGCGCGGAGGUUUGCGUGGCCCGCGCACGCGGCGCUGGCUGACGUGGCGGCCAUGUGGAGAGUGGGUUGUUUGGCGGCGGAACGAAUGGACGUCGAAAUGGAUGGAGGGAAGUCGGCUGCACCGAAAACGCUAUGCGCGCUCCGGGAGGAGGGGCAGGAAGAAUGGGUUAUCCUGCAAACUGGGGCAAGGAAUCCCAACUUCUUCAGGAGUUUGCUGGGAGGAAAUGGAAUUAUGGGGUGCUUCUUGUAUGGGGAACUCCUCGUGGUUUUGUGGGGUGCGAGUGCAGCAAACAAACAUGCUGUCUGUCACAGAGACGAAGGGGCACCAACAGAAUUUCGGUUCAGGGAGAUUGACAAAUUCGGCUUGUCGGAGGGGGGCGGUUGGGGCGCGCCGCGGGGAGAGGGCGGCGGGGUGAUUCGCGAGAAAUGA
Molecule: messenger RNA, 765 nt
Organism: Closterium sp. Yama58-4
Lineage: Eukaryota; Viridiplantae; Streptophyta; Zygnematophyceae; Desmidiales; Closteriaceae
Source: the annotation of a GenBank genome assembly